This is a messenger RNA of Aureobasidium namibiae CBS 147.97, 2121 nucleotides long. Its product is annotated as apses-domain-containing protein. Gene Ontology annotation, biological process: positive regulation of transcription by RNA polymerase II. The record is from RefSeq and is a predicted model, not a curated record. The transcript has 2 exons. Lineage: Eukaryota; Fungi; Ascomycota; Dothideomycetes; Dothideales; Saccotheciaceae. Gene Ontology annotation, cellular component: nucleus. The annotation marks the transcript as partial. Gene Ontology annotation, molecular function: sequence-specific DNA binding; DNA-binding transcription factor activity.
AAACUGGCUCUACCGUCCAUCUCUCACGUCCAAGCGCGCGGGUUCGAAGACCAGUGGUAUCAACCAGCCAACGUCUUGCAAGCCACGUCCACCGCUGAGCGUUUGCCUGCCCUCUCCCAACUCCAGACCUUCACGUCUGUGGGUUCUUCACCAAGAGGAAGCUCUAUCACUUCAGCAGAACCCAUCUGCGGUACCGACACAGCCACCUCAUACUCGUCCUCCUUCCACGGCGCCUACAGCACCGGCCUCAAGACACCCUCUCCUGACCAGACCCCCGCCUAUCGCAGAGAUAGUGUUCAGUCCGGACUACACGGCCAAUCCGUUCCUAUCACGAGUUACGAUCAGAACAGCAUUUCUUGUAUCAGCAUGAAUCAAACUCAGCCUUACAUGGACGUGAGUCAAAGUCACAUGUCUAGUAGUAUCCCUUCUUCGGCUCCCCCGCCAGGCCUCGGCCAUUACGCCAGCUACCACCAACCCCAGUCUCACCCUUACGGUUCAUCACCUUCGACCUACUCCCAAUACUACACCAAUGGCCUCGCUCCUCUGCACCACGCCUCGGCAGGUGGGUUGGGCUCUCAAAUGGUUCCUCAAUCGCAACUUCCCCUUCCCAGUAACGUAUCGCCUCAAUCUGCGCAGGGUCAAUACUCUAGCGCGACAUUUGACAUCACAGGACAGAUUGCGCCUCCUGGUAUGAAGCCCAGAGUGACUGCCACUCUCUGGGAAGACGAGGGAAGCCUCUGCUUCCAAGUCGAGGCAAACGGUAUCUGCGUGGCUAGACGCGAAGACAACCACAUGAUCAACGGAACAAAAUUGCUCAAUGUGGCUGGUAUGACGCGCGGUCGUCGUGACGGUAUUCUCAAGAGCGAGAAGAACAGACACGUGGUCAAGAUUGGCCCUAUGCACCUCAAGGGAGUGUGGAUUCCCUUUGACCGCGCUCUCGAGUUCGCCAACAAGGAGAAGAUCACCGAAAAACUCUACCCCCUUUUCGUGCACAACAUCGGGGCUCUGCUUUACCACCCUUCUAACAACGCUAGCCGCACUAUCGGUGGUGCUACUUCUUUGGUUCCGGGUGAGCGCAGACGUCCUGAUGAGUACAUGAGAGGGCCCGUAAGCCAGCCUCCUGCCAUGCCUCACGCUCACUCGAUGGCCAUGCCUCAACCGCCGCAUGCGCUUGCUCCUAAUGCUGGAAGACCCAACUUGGACAGAGCUCACACUUUCCCCACUCCUCCUACCAGCGCAUCCAGCAUGAUGGGCGUCGGCUCGGAAGCUUCUUACCAGUGGAGCGCUCAACCACCUUCAACUAUGCAGCAGCAACAGCCCUCGCAACAGCCUUUGGCCAUCGAUACCAACAUGAACAACAGAUCCGUACCCACCACUCCUGCAACCACUCCUCCUGGAAGCGCUAUGCACAGCAUGCCCCCUUACCAGACCAGUCAAGCAUACGACAAUGGUCGUCCGUUGUAUUCGGCGUCUUCGCAAUCCUCUCAGUACGGUCCUCGUUAUGGUCAGCUCCAGCCCAGCCCUUACAUUAAGAAUGAAAUGGCUCCUCCGGCUCGUGCUGGCGCAGAGGCCGAUCACUCGGUCGACCAGAAGCCCCAGGAUGCUUACGCCAACCACUCUGGCGCCCACGACGAUGCUCAAGGUGAGCACGAAGGCGAGUACACACACGCUUCUGGACCUUAUGGUGGAAACCGUGCUUCAUAUGCUUACGCCACACCUGCUACGACUGCUUCCUUGCACAGCGAUCAGACGCACAUGUCCUCGGACAUGACCGGCUCGCCUCAUCACAAGGCUUCCGGCGGUGCUACUCCUCGUACUACCAACAACUACCACGCUGGAUACACCACGCCUCAGCGCUCUCAGCACAUCCAGUCCAACUUGUUCAGUGUCAUGAGCGACAAUCGCGCUCCCAACGGCUCUGAGAUGUACGGACAAGCCAACCAUGCCUACGGAUCUCAAGGAUACCAAGCCGUGAACGGUAUGCAGAAGCGCAUGCGUGAUGAUGAUGUCGACGAUCGCUACAACAACGACGACUCGGACGGCCUCAAGCGAAGAAAGACAGUACGCGAAGGCAGCGCAGGAAUCGGGCGCCCUCGCUCUGUCCUUGCCGCACACCGAUAA